This is a messenger RNA of Danio aesculapii, 1655 nucleotides long. RefSeq lists its product as uncharacterized. Gene Ontology annotation, biological process: response to bacterium. NCBI's taxonomy places the organism in Eukaryota, Metazoa, Chordata, Actinopteri, Cypriniformes, Danionidae. The coding region runs from base 156 to 890 and encodes 244 amino acids. The transcript has 6 exons. The record is from RefSeq and is a predicted model, not a curated record.
UAACAUUUUUGCCUCAAUUUGGGAGUGAGCUGAGAGAUAUCAGGUCGAUUUCAACCAAUCACAGUUUGAUUCCAGUCUGUCUUGUUUUAAAAGUGACCAAUCACAUCACAUGCAAGACUUCUAAAGAGGAUUUUCACACAUCCAUUGCUUCAGACAUGAUCUUUUGGGUCAUUUUGAUGUGUUGGGCACCUGGAGUCCAGUCUAAUCACAGUGCUGAAAUUGUCUCAUUACAAACAUUUCAGCUGGGAGAUGAUGUUAUCAUCAAAUGCUUCUCGUCUAAAAAUAGCGUUGGCAACACAUUGGUUUGGUAUAAACAAAGCACUGGACAGAUCCCAAGGGUAAUCACAAUAUCAUACAAUCAACUGGAUAAAGUCAAGUUUGUAGAUGAAUUUAAAGAUGGGAGAUUCAGUAUUUUAUCCACUGAAGACUAUUUUCACCUCAAGAUCACAGCAACCACCAAGCAGGACACUGGAAUAUACUACUGCGGGACGGUGUUCUUAAAUUUACUACGAUUUAUCUCUGGAGCACAUCUGAUGCUACAAGGAACUGAGUAUCAAGACGUCAACAUGGCAUGUGGGAAUAUACCAGAUGGAACCACUGUUAAAGAUGCUGACAUCAAAUUUCAAAAGGAAUGGUUACUUUGCUUGAUAUUCUCCAAUGUUGUUUUUGUGCUGGUAACUAUCAUAAUUCUUGCUAAUCGCUGCAUACACUGGAGAAAAAGGCUCAGCGGAUCUGAAAAUGUAGCAUCUCCAUCAUGUGAGAUUAGAGAUUCAGAUGUGAAUUAUGCAGCUGUGAGUUUUGCCUCUGCUCCUUUGACAAGAAGAUCAAACGACAGACAAAUGGCUGAAUACAGUGAAGUGAAUUUAAAGUCAAGAGAUUACAUGAUUUAACAAAGCUAUAAACUUUUUACAAAAAAGGAAAACAUAUCAGACUUGACUUUUUUAAUGUAGAGAUUAUAGAGUUCAUCUUGCCUCACAAAGGUAGAAUGUGAUCUUCACUUUUGUGUGUUCCACUGUAUAAAUAUAUUUAGUGCUUAAAGAUAAGUUACGUGUUUGUAAAAGGUAGAAUCUGCUGAAACAAGCACACUUUAUUGAGGAUAUAAUGUUGACUGUGAACUGUUACUGCUUCAUGACAAAAAUGUUUCAGGUUACAUUAUCCAUAAUGAUUUAUCAGUAUUAUAAAUUUGGUUGCCAAAUUCAAAAAUGAGUGAAAUGUGAAUUAUUUGUCUUGUAACUUAAAAUAGCCAUCAAUGCAUUUCUGUUUGUAUAUUGGAUUCUAAUGUUGUCUGCUGCUUUCCUACCCUGUAAAAAAAAAAAAAAAUUACAGUUUAUUUCCAGCAGCUGGGGUGCCGAAAAAAAACUUAAAAUAACAGCUGUUAAAUUACAGAAUUGUACUGUAAAACAACAGCUGUUAAAUUACAGAAUUGUACUGUAAAAUAACAGCUGUUAAAUUACAGAAUUGUACUGUAAAACAACAGCUGUUAAAUUACAGAAUUGUACUGUAAAACAACAGCUGUUAAAUUACAGAAUUGUACCGUAAAAUAAUGGCUGUUAAAUUACAGAAAUUUACCAUAAAAUAACUGACAUUAAAUUACAGAAAUUUCCUUACAUUUAAAUUUCUGGUAAAUUUAUGUAAUUCAACCUCUGUUAUUUUAC